Molecule: messenger RNA, 480 nt
Organism: Puccinia graminis f. sp. tritici CRL 75-36-700-3
Lineage: Eukaryota; Fungi; Basidiomycota; Pucciniomycetes; Pucciniales; Pucciniaceae
Exons: 4
Coding region: 1-480 (159 amino acids)
Source: RefSeq, a predicted model, not a curated record
AUGAAAGCAGGAAAAUCUCUGCCUAAACCGUGGAAGGUGUCACUGCAAAAACCGCGAAGUUACUUUCAACUUCAAUGGGAACGCCAGCAACAGAUGCAACUUUUGGUGAUAGAGAAUGAAUCCGAACUUGAAAUCAAGACACAUGUGGAAGACCUUGUUACUUUGGAGGACCAACUGAGUGAAGCCCAACAGGAUUACAUUGAGAUGCAACAGGCUAGAAGGAGGAAUCUGACCACUUCCCAGAUAAUGCGGCUUGAGCAAGCACCAGACACCAUUGCAUUCUUGCAAGAGGAAAUCAAUCAAGUUAUUAACAAACUUGGUUCAGAUAGGUAUCAAGAUCUAAGUGGUGUAUCAGGAAAGUUAUCUGAUCCAGAGACCAAUGCUCUGAUGAAAUUGGUUGUCAGCAAGUCUAAGCUAUAUGAGGCCAAAGUAGUUGUUAUGGAGCUUCAAAGGCGGUGGGAUCAAAGGUCCUCAGGUUAG